This is a messenger RNA of Protobothrops mucrosquamatus (brown spotted pit viper), 1965 nucleotides long. RefSeq names its product vomeronasal type-2 receptor 26-like. Gene Ontology annotation, biological process: G protein-coupled receptor signaling pathway. The record is from RefSeq and is a predicted model, not a curated record. Gene Ontology annotation, molecular function: G protein-coupled receptor activity. Bases 1 to 1965 code for a protein of 654 amino acids. Lineage: Eukaryota; Metazoa; Chordata; Lepidosauria; Squamata; Viperidae. Gene Ontology annotation, cellular component: membrane. The transcript has 7 exons.
AUGGGACACCAGGAAAAGCAGCAGCAGCAGCAUUUCCCAUACCAGGAGGGAAACCUGCUAUACUCUUUGAGAGAGAAGCCAGUGUCUUUGGUCUCAGAUGAGUUGACCAGCUUCUACCAUAUCCUGCCCUUUCUUUUGACUGUUCGUGAGAUCAACCAGAAUCCAAAGCUCUUACCCAACAUCACCCUGGGCUACAACAUCUAUGAGAACUUUUUUAAUGCAAGAAUACUAUAUGAGGGCAUGCUGGAUUUGCUGUCUACAGGGCAGGAGAAUGUCCCAAACUACAGAUGUGGAAGACAAAGAAACCUGCUGGCAGUUCUUGAAGUGAUAGAUUCUGAACGGUUUGAUCAUCUUUCUGCUGUCUUUAGCAUCUAUAAAAUUCCACAGGAAGCAUUCCAGUGUUCCUACUCAAAGGCUGUGAAGUCUAAGAAAGUUUGGGAAAGAUGCAAAGAAAAAGAGAACUGGGAAUUCCGACUCCAUGACGUGGUUGCAAGGAUGCAGUCUGAGGAUGCCUCCUCUAUUUCCAAAGCUAUCCAAGCUGUGGCCUUGGUCCUCAAUGCUGCCUCUUCCUCCCAACUGAGUACCAGGAAGAUGCAAGUUGGAGACCAUCAGUCGCUCCAAAUUGUACAACCAUGGCAGCUUCAUCAAUUCAUGAGAAACUUCCAGCUUCAGAAUAUUUCCAGGGAUGGAAUUUAUUUGGAUGAAAAUGCUGACUUUCAUAUCAUCCACUGGACAGUUUUUCCUAACAAGUCUACUGCUGGGGUGGAAAUUGGGAGUGUAGAAAGAGAAGCCUCUUCUGAAGUCUAUGUCUCCAUCAAUCACAGUGCUAUCCAAUGGCCAACAUCAUUUAACAAGAUGGUGCCUUCUUCUAGAUGUUCAGAAAGUUGUUAUCCAGGAUAUGCCAAGCUCAUGAGAAAGGGAGCACCAAUUUGCUGCUAUGACUGUUCUCUGUGUAUGGAAGGAACAUUUUCAAUGCAAGAAGAUGCAGCCCAUUGUGAAAAGUGUCCAGAUGACCAGUAUUCCAAUAAGAAGCGAGAUCAGUGUGUCUCCAAAAGUAUAAGCUUCUUAUCCUAUGAAGAAUUGUUGGGAUUCAUUUUGGCUUUCUUUGCCAUUGCUUUGUCCCUAACCACUGCCUUCAUUCUGGGAAUCUUCAUUAAAUACCAAAAAACUCCCAUAGUCAAAGCUAACAAUCGGGACCUCACCUACACUCUUCUGAUCUUCCUCUUGCUUUCUUUCUUGACCUCCCUUCUGUUUAUUGGUCAUCCUAAGAAAGUGACUUGUCUUCUUCGGCAAGUCACCUUCAGUUUUGUUUUCUCAGUUGCCGUGUCUUCCUUGCUCGCAAAGACUAUCAUGGUGGUAGUUGCAUUUUUGGCCACAAAACCAGGAAGCAGGAUGAGAAAAUGGCUGGGGAAAACUCUGGCCAACUCCAUUGUCUUGUCCUGUUCUGGGUGUCAAGUGGGAAUCUGCAUGGUAUGGCUAGGAUUCUCUCCCCCCUUCCCAGAUUCUGACUUUCAUUCCCAACCAAGACACAUCUUGCUGCAAUGCAAUGAAGGCUCAGUCAUCAUGUUCUAUUCUGUCCUUGGCUACAUGGGCUUUUUGGCUGCUAUCUGCUUCUUGGUGGCUUUCUUGGCCCGAAAGCUUCCAGGGACUUUCAAUGAAGCCAAGUGGAUCACCUUCAGCAUGCUGGUCUUCUGCUGUGUUUGGAUCUCCUUUGUCCCCACCUACCUGAGCACCAAAGGGAAAUACAUGGUGGCCGUCCAGAUCUUCUCCAUCCUGGCCUCCAGCCUGGGCUUACUAGUCUGCAUCUUUCUCCCCAAAUGCUACAUCAUUAUUCUGAGAUCUGAGUUGAACACCCCGGCCUGGCACAGGAAGGGGCAUGUGAGUGGCAGGUGCACAUGUGCAGGCACAGCUCUAUUUGUGCAAGUGGCACACGUUAGGACCCUCCACUCACACAAAUGGAGUUAG